This is a messenger RNA of Folsomia candida, 1662 nucleotides long. RefSeq names its product CUGBP Elav-like family member 1. The record is from RefSeq and is a predicted model, not a curated record. Gene Ontology annotation, biological process: mRNA splice site recognition; regulation of alternative mRNA splicing, via spliceosome. Gene Ontology annotation, cellular component: ribonucleoprotein complex; cytoplasm; nucleus. Lineage: Eukaryota; Metazoa; Arthropoda; Collembola; Entomobryomorpha; Isotomidae. Gene Ontology annotation, molecular function: mRNA 3'-UTR binding. Bases 307 to 1488 code for a protein of 393 amino acids. The transcript has 9 exons.
AUUGUAAGUCAUUCUUCGUUCAGAAGACGAUCAGUCAAGUCAAGUGUGAAUCUGUCAUUGUCUUCUUCUUCUUCUGGACGUAUCUCACAUUGUCUCACUUUCCCCAACUUUCUCAACAUCCUACUGUCCUAAAUAUCUCAAAAAAGACCAUCUCUCAUCACUUUUUUUCUCAUUGUCCACGUCAAAUUGUUACUUAUCGUCAUCCAGUGGUUGGUGGUGUCAAGUCAAGUCGCGUCUUAAUAAUUUAUCGUCUCUAAUUGUCCCCAGUCUUGAGUCGAGUCUAAAUUAUCACGAAAAGGAAGAAAUAUGAUGACCGGAAAUGGAGAAUCGAUGCCUGAUUGUGACGCGAUUAAAAUGUUUGUGGGGCAAAUACCCAAAUCCUGGACGGAGAAUGAUGUUCGAAUUCACUUUCAAGAAUUUGGACAAAUCUUUCUGGUCAACGUGUUGAGGGAUAAAAUUACCAAGCAGAGUCGGGGCUGCUGCUUCAUCACAUAUUUUAAAAGAAAAUCGGCACUGGACGCGCAAAAUGCUUGUCAUAAUUUGAAAACUUUGCCGGGGAUGAACCACCCACUGCAAAUAAAACCAGCGGACAAUGAGAAUCGUGCCGAGAGGAAGAUAUUUGUUGGAAUGAUCUGCAAAAAAGUUACAGAGAUGGACCUUCGCACAAUGUUUUGCAGAUUUGGGCUAAUCGAAGAAUGUUCAAUCCUGAGGGAUGGAAACGGCAUGAGUCGUGGGUGCGGAUUUGUUACUUUCUCUUCAAAAGCAUGUGCUCUGAGUGCUAUCAAAGGAAUGCAUCAUUCCACCACGAUGGAUGGUUGUUCCUCUCCGAUUGUUGUAAAAUUUGCUGAUGUUCAACGAGACAAAGUUACAAAAGAUGCGAUCGCCUUGCUUACAACGUUGUCUGACCAAUCCUCGUCGCAGAAAUCGCAAUAUUUGCCAGUCCUGCACCUUCUCCAGCAAGGAAGUUGUGCCAAUAUUUUAGCCCAAGCUAGUUCUCCUUACGGUACAAUGUCGUCCUCCGUUGUUGGGUCGGUGGGUGGAUCAUUUCAUCAUCAAAGUCCCCCCACAGCGACGGACAUGGCCACGUUGACGUAUCUCGCCAAUCUUGCUUCUGCUUCUUCCACGGCUAGUCAGCAAAAUUGUGGAAAUAAUGGAAAUACUAGCCCCACAGGGAGUAGGUCGGGUUCAGGAUUCACCUAUAAUUUUCCGGCUCAAUUAGAAGGACCAGUUGAUUCGAAUCUUUUCGUAUAUCACUUGCCUCAAGAAUUCUCCGACAGUGACAUGAUCCAAGCAUUCCUUCCAUUUGGGACAAUACUUUCAGCAAAAGUUUUCAUCGAUAAAGCGACCAAUUUAUCAAAAUGUUUUGGCUUCGUUUCAUAUGAUAAUCAAAUUAGUGCACAUUUAGCCAUCUCGGCUAUGAAUGGAUUUCAAAUUGGACCAAAACGGUUGAAAGUUCAACUCAAAAGGGCGAAAGAUAAACCAUAUUAAAUUCAACGAAGUUAACUGUAGACGAAAUAUUGACUGAUUUAAUUAUUUUAGUUAUGCAAAAGAAUUUGUAAUGUAAAGAUCAUAUAUGAAAACUUUUUAGACUCAUAUUACUUUAUUUAUACGUUCGAAAGUCGUUAUCAUAGCCGGUAAUUCAUUAAAAGCAAUUUAUCUAAA